Molecule: messenger RNA, 1000 nt
Organism: Pongo pygmaeus (Bornean orangutan)
Lineage: Eukaryota; Metazoa; Chordata; Mammalia; Primates; Hominidae
Gene: MRPL2
Product: mitochondrial ribosomal protein L2
Exons: 7
Coding region: 137-958 (273 amino acids)
Biological process (GO): mitochondrial translation
Cellular component (GO): mitochondrial large ribosomal subunit; ribosome
Molecular function (GO): structural constituent of ribosome; RNA binding
Source: RefSeq, a predicted model, not a curated record
CUAACGACCCCGAGGUCACUGACUGAGUCAGUCGGUGGCGCAGGGGGCGGGGCAGGCCGUCUGUCUGUCUGUCUGGACGCCGAGGGGCGGGGAAGAAUCGCGAAGGGCGGAGUUCUGGAGCCUGGAUUUUUGUAAGAUGAUGAACAAUGGCCUCCUCCAACAGCCCUCUGCCUUGAUGUUGCUCCCCUGCCGCCCAAUCCUUACUUCUGUGGCCCUUAAUGCCAACUUUGUGUCCUGGAAGAGUCGUACCAAGUACACCAUUGCACCAGUGAAGAUGAGGAAGUCUGGGGGCCGAGACCACACAGGCCGAAUCCGGGUGCAUGGUAUUGGCGGGGGCCACAAGCAACGUUAUCGCAUGAUUGACUUUCUGCGUUUCCGUCCUGAGGAGACCAAGUCAGGACCCUUUGAGGAGAAGGUUAUCCAAGUCCGCUAUGAUCCCUGUAGGUCAGCAGACAUAGCUCUGGUUGCUGGGGGCAGCCGGAAACGCUGGAUCAUCGCCACGGAAAACAUGCAGGCUGGAGAUACAAUCUUGAACUCUAACCACAUAGGCCGAAUGGCAGUUGCUGCUCGGGAAGGGGAUGCGCAUCCUCUUGGGGCUCUGCCUGUGGGGACCCUCAUCAACAACGUGGAAAGUGAGCCAGGCCGGGGUGCCCAAUAUAUCCGAGCUGCAGGGACGUGUGGUGUGCUACUGCGGAAGGUGAAUGGCACAGCCAUUAUCCAGCUGCCCUCUAAGAGGCAGAUGCAGGUGCUGGAAACGUGUGUAGCAACAGUAGGCCGAGUAUCCAACGUUGAUCAUAACAAACGGGUCAUUGGCAAGGCAGGUCGCAACCGCUGGCUGGGCAAGAGGCCUAACAGUGGGCGGUGGCACCGCAAGGGGGGCUGGGCUGGCCGAAAGAUUCAGCCACUACCCCCCAUGAAGAGUUAUGUGAAGCUGCCUUCUGCUGCUGCCCAAAGCUGAUAUCCCUGUACUCUAAUAAAAUGCCCCCACCUCCUGUUUUAA